Molecule: messenger RNA, 1155 nt
Organism: Marasmius oreades (fairy-ring Marasmius)
Lineage: Eukaryota; Fungi; Basidiomycota; Agaricomycetes; Agaricales; Marasmiaceae
Exons: 5
Coding region: 44-814 (256 amino acids)
Source: RefSeq, a predicted model, not a curated record
UCUGGAUCCGCUCACCAGCUUCAUUUCUCACCACCACCGUCUCAUGAGACAAGUCGUCUCGUAUGAAGAUAUAACUCUGCCGUAUGAAGUAACUGCCAAUGCAGCAAACGAAGUCACAAAGUUGAACACAACAUAUUCCAAUAACAACCAAAAAUCGCAGUCCAAACGAAAACGAAAAUCGCGUAACUCAACCAAUCGUAGCAGCAAUCGUCAAGGAGUUCUCCCAGAAGAAAAUCACGAGACGGAGGACAUGGAUAUGAGCAGGGAAUUGACGUAUGAAGAGAUUUGGGAUGAUUCUGCUUUAGUUGAUGCGUGGAAUGCUGCGACGGAGGAAUAUGAGGCUUAUCAUGGACCGGACAAAGGCUGGAAGUCUGAACCAGUGCACAAGUCCCCGUUAUGGUAUAAUGUUCCUCCGGCAAAGAAGGUGAAACUCUCCGAUGGCCAAGGAUCUGCCUCGAACACGGGGAAUUCAGCAAAGGACGGGGACGCCGAUUCUCGCCCUAUAGAUUUUGACACGUUUAUUCCCGACCACGAUGCGGGUUUAUCAAAACAGUCCGGUGUUCAUAACCUAGACGAUUCUACAGCCUUACCCGGACCCCCUGAACCGAUGGUUAGCCGCGACGAGGCAUUUAACCGUGCUCUAAACGCGAUGUACUGGAGUGGUUACUGGACGGCUGUGUACCACUGUCAUAAUCAUGUAGGCAAGCCAUCGUCCGACGGCGAUAUCGAAAACCGCCCUGAUGAGGAAGACCAUGAGACUGAAGACGACGUAGGAGCAAAUGAUAUGGAUGAUUUCGUGCCCACGCAACGUUGAAUGUCUAUGGAUCGCCUUUACAAGCAGCGAGCCAUAAGGGUGGAUUGCAGCCCCUCUUUCCCAGAGUUUCUUUCGCCGUUAUAUGUACACAAACUUUCAGUCGAUUGUGUCAUGUGGAAGCUUGCCUGUUCUUAUUCUUAUUCCAUGCCGAAGAAUUGCUGUACUUAUUUGAGCGGCUCCGCUUCUCGUGGAAGGGUCCUGUGCAAGCAAACAAAGCGCCUUGCACGGAACAUCCAGACUUACUCCCGGCGUAUUUUCACCGCAAGAGCUUUGCUGCCCAGCAUGGUCCUCGCGGGUUUUUUUUGAUCUAACUUGCCGUAGCGGUCUUCGCAAAUCACCUG